GUGUGGAAGUUCAAGCGGAAGAAGACACAGGCGUGGAAGCUCAAGCUGAAGAAGGGCAAGGACAAGGUGCGUAUCCUCAAGAAGAAGAAGGCCGGGAGCGGGAACGAAGCCGUGCAGGCUCGCCUGCAUGGUGUCCCAGGUGCGUGGUCUCAGUCGAAGAAGGCGGAGGCAGGGACGAGGCCGGCGCAAUAUGGGGUUCCAGGCGCGUGGUCUCAGCCCGAAGAAGGCGGAGGCGGGGACGAGGCCGGAGCUGGGGUCCCAGGUGCGAAAGCGGAGGCGGGGACGAGGCCGGAGCGCUUAUCCUCGACCAACGUGGAGUCCCAGGUACGCGAUCUCGGCCCGAAGAAGGUGAAGGUGGGGACGAGGGCGGAGCACUUAUCCUCAACCGAUAUGGGGUCCUAGGUGCGCGCCCUACCGCAGCGUGCAUCAGUGCCAGGUGCUUGAAGCCAGAAGAAGGCGAGCUUCAAGAGGAGGCGACAACAGGCUCGAAGGACUUACUCUCAGAAUACGUUCUCGGCGCGUGGUCUCAACCUGAAGAAGACGGAGGCGGCGACAAGGCCGGAUCGCCUAUCCUCAACUGUCAUGGGUUCCCAGGUUCGUGGUCUGGAGAGAACAGAAGCCGAGACCAGGCCGGAGUGCCUAUCCUCAAGCAAUAUGGGGUCCCAGGUGCGCGGUCUCAACUUGAAGAGGAUGGAGGCGGGAACCAGGCCGGAGCACUUGUCCUCAACCAAUAUCGGGUCCGAGGUGCGUGGUCUCAACUCGAACAGGACGGAGGCGAGGAGAGGCCGGAGUACCUAUGCAAGGACAAGGCUGGGAGGGCCCAUCCUCAACCAACAUGGGGUUCCGAGGUGCGGAAGUUCAAGCUGAAGAAGACACAGGCGUGGAAGCUCAAGCUGAAGAAGGGCAAGGACAAGGCGUGGAAGCUCAAGCUGAAGGAGACGGAGGCGUGGAAGCUCAAGCUGAAGAAGGGCAAGAACAAG
Molecule: messenger RNA, 980 nt
Organism: Symbiodinium sp. CCMP2592
Lineage: Eukaryota; Dinophyceae; Suessiales; Symbiodiniaceae
Source: the annotation of a GenBank genome assembly